Molecule: messenger RNA, 2303 nt
Organism: Cryptococcus deneoformans JEC21
Lineage: Eukaryota; Fungi; Basidiomycota; Tremellomycetes; Tremellales; Cryptococcaceae
Product: expressed protein
Exons: 6
Coding region: 34-1467 (477 amino acids)
Source: RefSeq, a predicted model, not a curated record
UCCUUAUCCUGCUGUACGCCCAGCACACUCACAAUGCCCCUCGACAAUGGAACCAGCACGUUUGCCGACAUCGAUAGACCUGUCAAUUCCGCUGUUCCCUCUAAAGCCUUCUAUUUUCAGAGAAGUAUGGAUCUACAGUAUCAUGCGCUUCGUAUCGCCAGUUGGGACCCUUAUUUUGAAGAAUAUCUUCAAGCACUAGUCGAGCAUGUAUACAUUCAGUACUUGCCCUAUAACAACUUCCUAUCUCAAGAUCGGGAUAUCUGGCGGAUAGCAAACACAGAUUAUAGCUUUUGGUUCUCUACGUUUGACCUCGGACACCUCAGGACUCGUGAUCCCGAGAGCGGAAAGCUGUCGACAUUCUUCAAUAUCCCCAUGCAUUUAGCGGUAAUUGGCCAUAUGGGCGAAGAAACAUCUUACAAACCAUCAAGUGCCGUUGGCGUUCGUGUACCGGAUGGCGCCCUUGUAGCCUACAGUGUACACAAGAAAUCCGAGUUCCCAACUUCUUCCCCGAGCCCCACCUCAACGCCCACUGCUCCGAACUUUGAUCGCCUGCAUCUCAGCCCCUUCUUUCCCCAGAUGGCCAAAAUGGACGACGAAGAUUUCCUCUUGACAGUUGUCACACCCCUUAUACUGGAGAUCAAGGCUGAAGACCACCCUUUGACUGAGGGUUGGAUCCAACUCUGUGGUUACUCGCUCAGCUCCUUUCAGGCCUGCCGCUGCCGAUGGGGUUUGUUUCAGCGCGGAGGCAUGUUUGGCAGGUUGAUGGUAUUGGGAGAAGUCAAUGAGGAGGGCAUUGCGAUUGAGUACAGGGAUCCUACGAGAGACUCUAAGGACGAUGGCGAUGAUGAUGAGCCCCCAAAGGUCUUGAAGAAUGUUGAUGAAUUUGAGCUGUUCUUGAAGAGCCCCAGAGGUACCGGUACGCUUCCUCAUCGGCUAUUCACCAAUAGCACCCUCAGUGCCGACGGAGAUCUCGAUCCAAUUGGAGUCAAGGUCGCCCAUGCCACCAUUCAGAUGGGCAUCGACCUCAUCAAGACACUCCCUAUCGAUCGCCCCCUCGGCCGCCUACCGGACCCUCCCGACAGCGAUCUCCUCUCAUCGAUCAAUGUCUGUCUAAGAGACAUGAUUAAUAAUGACGAAACAAAUCAGCACCUCGUUCACCCCUUUCAACAUUUAUCCUUUCAAAACGAAGCAGCAUCUGCCACGAUUCAGGAGGAAGCUGUCGACAAAACCGAUAUGGAGAAGGAAGACUCUUCAGACUGUUGCGAAAGCUACGAGUCUGACUCAUAUAUGUCGAUAGACGAGGAGGAGAGUGAGCAGGAAUGGUGGACUAUGGGCCGGGUGGAAAAGGAUUUGCUGAAGGAGAAAGGGGACAAGGCCUACGUUGAGGCUAUGUGCAAGGUCCUAAGAGAUAAAGGAACCCCUUUCUUCCUGCUUUCCCCGUCCCAAUUUGACAAGCUGUCCUCAUGAUCACUUCUACUUUUUAUUCUGUCUCUCAGCUCAAUCUGUUCGCACCUCCCUUGACAUUCUUCCAAUGGGAUUUAUGCCCUCCCCUAUCAUUCCUCGUGGCACUCUUCAUCUUAUCCUUGGGUUUCUUCUUGGCUUUGCUACUACGAGCCUUACAACCAUCUUUUAUUAGGUCGUCUCUGUCUUACUCUUCUCAAUGCUGCAUCUUGCUUGACAGCUUGGUAAAGGUACCUCCAUCGCGUACGUUCGGCUUCAAUACAGGGCCCAGUCCUGUCCCAUAAAUCUUAAUCUUCAAACGGCGAUUUCACGUCAUGGAGGUGUUGGAUUGAGGUGAUGAGGAUGCGGUCUAAGUCAUGUCAUAAUAGACAAGAAGUCUGUCCAGGUAUGAUAUUUAGCAUAGUGACUCCCCCGAGGAAAACUAAAGGGGGUAGGAACUAUCAUCCCGUGAUUAACGUCAGGCUGCAUCCUUCCUAAUCUCAUCGUUAAAGAUUUCGAGCUUUUGGCAUGCUCACAUGAGGCCUCAACGGCACACGCAUGAGCGGUGCCAUUUGCGGUCCUGACUAAAGGUUGAGAUGACGCUUUUCCCAGAAUUAUGAUCCGAUUCUGGAGAAUGAUCGAACAGCUGCACUGAGAACACUUGGGAAUGAAGCAAACAGGCAGGAAGGAAGGAUAGAACUGGCGAAAAGAAAGCAUGAGGGAGGUAGAAGAGUAGUUGGGCUAGAAUAGUGGACAGGUUGAAGAAUGUGGAUUUGAUUAUUAGAAUGUAUAGGGGUUGUAAAGAAGGCAUAUCUAUGACGUACAGAACCAAACAAACUUUUUUGGAGCGAUGAUUAGGAUUA